Priceomyces carsonii is the source of this 375-nucleotide messenger RNA. RefSeq names its product ubiquinol--cytochrome-c reductase subunit 7 (gene QCR7). Lineage: Eukaryota; Fungi; Ascomycota; Pichiomycetes; Serinales; Debaryomycetaceae. The record is from RefSeq and is a predicted model, not a curated record. The coding region runs from base 1 to 375 and encodes 124 amino acids. Gene Ontology annotation, biological process: mitochondrial electron transport, ubiquinol to cytochrome c. The transcript has 2 exons.
AUGGCAUCUGUCACAUCUAUUGUUAAGGUAGCUGAUUUCAUAUUAUCUAGACCGACAUUGUCGAAGGUAGUCGUCCCAAUUGCCAAGACGUUUGUCUCCUACGCAGGCUACAGGGAAAUGGGUUUGAAGUUCGACGAUUUAAUCAGUGAAGAAUCUCCCAUCAUGCAAAAGGCUAUCUCAAGACUUCCGGAAGAUGAGAUCUAUGCAAGGAACUUUAGAUUCAUUACAGCUCAUCAAUGCUCAUUAUCCCAUCAUUUGUUACCAGCAAAUAAAGCUGUGAAACCUGAAGAAGAUAAGCAUUAUUUAAUUCCUUAUAUUUUAGAGGCAGAGAAAGAAGCCUUUGAAAAGGCGGAGUUGGAUAAUAUUAAGGUAUGA